Rhagoletis zephyria (snowberry fruit fly) is the source of this 862-nucleotide messenger RNA. RefSeq names its product probable dimethyladenosine transferase. NCBI's taxonomy places the organism in Eukaryota, Metazoa, Arthropoda, Insecta, Diptera, Tephritidae. The record is from RefSeq and is a predicted model, not a curated record. Gene Ontology annotation, cellular component: nucleolus. Gene Ontology annotation, molecular function: rRNA (adenine-N6,N6-)-dimethyltransferase activity. Gene Ontology annotation, biological process: rRNA methylation.
UAUGCUAGAGCGUGCCAAGAAAGUAAUCGCCUGUGAAAUUGAUACACGACUCGCUGCUGAGUUGCAAAAGCGUGUACAAGCAACAGCGCUACAGCCAAAAUUACAAGUACUAAUCGGUGACUUUCUCAAAGCCGAACUACCAUUCUUCGAUUUAUGCAUUGCCAACGUACCAUAUCAAAUUAGUUCGCCGCUAAUUUUCAAAUUACUGCUACACCGGCCACUCUUUCGUUGCGCUGUGCUAAUGUUUCAGCGUGAAUUCGCACAACGGCUAGUUGCCAAGCCAGGUGACAAGCUCUAUUGUCGUCUAAGUAUCAAUACACAGUUGCUAGCGCGUGUCGAUAUGCUAAUGAAGGUUGGUAGGAAUAAUUUUAAACCACCGCCGAAAGUAGAAUCAAGCGUUGUGCGACUAGAGCCAAAGAACCCGCCACCGCCAGUUAAUUUUACCGAAUGGGAUGGUCUAACCCGCAUUGCAUUUCUGCGUAAAAACAAAACAUUAGGUGCAGCUUUUAAAAUAAAUUCGGUAAUCGAGAUGCUGGAGAAAAACUACAAGUUACACCUAUCGCUGCACAAUAAGCCACUCGAAGCUGAUUUUAGUAUGCAGGCCAAAGUAAUGGACAUCUUAAAAAAAUUAGAAAUGGAAAAUGCGCGUGCACGCUCUAUGGAUUUAGAUGAUUUUAUGAAAUUGCUGUUGGCAUUCAAUUACAAAGGUAUACACUUUAAUUAGCACACUAUGUAUAGAAAUUGUGAAUAACUAAACUUAGUAUAAGAACCCUAAAUAAAAAACGAAAGGCGUCACAAUUAGCCAAAUUUAAUUGCUAAUUAAAUGAUGUGCCGUUUAUACAUACAUAUAACCAAAUCAACA